Schistocerca gregaria is the source of this 700-nucleotide messenger RNA. RefSeq names its product MAGE-like protein 2. The record is from RefSeq and is a predicted model, not a curated record. The transcript is spliced from 2 exons. NCBI's taxonomy places the organism in Eukaryota, Metazoa, Arthropoda, Insecta, Orthoptera, Acrididae. The coding region runs from base 95 to 559 and encodes 154 amino acids.
CUGGCUAUAAGAGCCGGCGCCGCCGAGCAGAGGCAUCCAGAGGUGCACCAGCUCCAUCCGCAGCAACAGCAACAGCAGUUCCAACACCAGCAGCAUGCACCAGAAGGCGUGGUCUAGAGCAGCAGUGCUGGCCUGGGUGGCGGUGGCGGCGUGCGUCGCGGCGCCCGGCAUCGAAGAAGAGCACGACGACGGCGGCGGCUACGGCGGCUACGACCACGGCGGCUACGACCACGGCGGCGGCCACGUCAAGAUAGUGAAGGUGACGGUGCCGCACCCGGUGCCGGUCGAGGUGCCGCACCCGGUGCCCGUGGCGGUGCCGCAGUCGUACCCGCUGCACAUCAAGGUGCCACAGUUCAUCGAGGUGCCCGACGUGCACAACGAGCAGGUGACGGUGGAGAAGCCGGUGCCGGUGCCGGUCGAGAAGAUCGUGCCGUUCCCCGUGGAGCGGCCGGUGCCCGUGCACAUCGAGAAGCAGGUGCCCGUGCCCGUGCCCAAGCCCUACCCCGUCAAGGUGCCCAUCGUCAAGACCAUACACCACUACGUCAAGCACAAGUGGUAGGCCCCAGCCCCCCCCCCCCUCCCUGCACUCAUCAUCCUGCUUUGACCAGUUCCUCAUUGUUUUCUCUCAUCUUUGUUAACUAGUUCUAGUUUUUUUAUACUGCAUCACCACAAUUUUGUAAUAAAAUGAUUUUCAUAGAAA